Molecule: messenger RNA, 3239 nt
Organism: Nicotiana attenuata
Lineage: Eukaryota; Viridiplantae; Streptophyta; Magnoliopsida; Solanales; Solanaceae
Product: probable disease resistance RPP8-like protein 2
Exons: 3
Coding region: 191-3022 (943 amino acids)
Biological process (GO): defense response to other organism
Molecular function (GO): ADP binding
Source: RefSeq, a predicted model, not a curated record
GCUGCCGCCUAUAUGUUGACUAUUGACAUCUCCAUUGUGAAAGCUUUCAAUAUAGGCUAUGGUUUUCUUUCAUUAAACGAGAAUAUUUUCUUUCCUUAAAUUCUCGAUCCUUAUUUUUCUCUUUUACAUAUUUUUAUGAAAGCUGAUCGAACUCUUUUGGAGGAGGCUUUAGCGUGGUAGCCAAACGAUAAUGAAGGAGCUCGAAAUCUCAGUUGCCGUGGAAAGACUUAGCCGGUUGUCCGAUGAAGAAACAGCAAUGGAAAUUGGGUUAGGUGAACGCAUCGAGGAUAUAACUAAACUGUUACUGGAUAAUCGGUCUAUUCUAAAGAACGAUGAUCCAAGUCAAAGAGAGACAAUAGACGAGCUGAUCACCAAAAUUGACAAAGUUUCAUUUAAUAUAGAGUACGCCAUCGGAAAUCAUGGUCUAUCAAGGAAUAAUUCUAGAAAAUUUAGCAUGGGAUGUAUGUCAUGUUGCAUACAAAGCCAAGAUGAUCCAUAUUUUAGAAUCAAGUGUGGGCUAAGAGAACUGUACGACGACGUCAAACAUGCUCUUGAGAAGUUAUCUUACUUGCCUGCGUCAAAUGAGAAAGACGAUGAAUGGAAGAGGUCCGAUUACUAUUACAACCUCCCACCUGAUCGCGAUGUCGUUGGCCUCAAGAAAGUUAAAUCUGAGCUACUCCAAUGCCUCAUGGAUGAGUCCGAGUACUUAAAAGUCAUUUCACUCUAUGGAGUUGGCGGAGUAGGGAAGACCACUCUAGCACACCAAGUGUUCAAAGACCCAGGGAUUGAGUUAGAAUUUAAUUUUCGAGUCUGGAUCCCUGUUUCUUCCAAGUUUAACACCAAAGACAUACUUAUGCACAUUCUUAGCUGCAUUGAAGCACGUCGUCAUUUAGCUGACAAACCGCAAGCCGAGUUGGCUGAUGAUAUUAUAUAUUCUAUUAAAAAAGGUGGAAGAUUCCUGUUUGUUCUAGAUGAUGUUUGGUCGACUCGAGUUUUGGAUGAACUGCAGCGUCUACUCUUAUCAGCUAAGAAGAAGGGUUCCAGUUCCAGCAUAUUGCUUACCACACGGAAGAGGCAAGUAGCUGAAAACGGUAUUCUGAAGCCACCAUUCGUCUACACAGUGCGUCGCCUCAUGAAAAUCGACGCCUGGAAGUUAUUUAUGGAAGAAUACCGGCGACACAAUAAAGAAGAUAAACUCAGCGCAGAGAAGGAGAAUAUAGGGAAGGAGAUGGUGAAACGCUGUGAAGGGCUCCCAGUGGCGAUCGUGAAACUCGGUCAAGAGUUGGCAGGUAGAGAAAGCCUGGACGAGUGGAAUAUAGUGCAUCAAAACUUAAUGUCAUUUCUAACUGACAAUGUACUACAAGUUUUAGCUCCGAGCUUUGAUGACUUACCAGAUCACCUCAAACUAUGUUUUAUUUACUUGGGCCUUUGGCCAGAAGACUCGGUGAUUGACGCAGACAAGUUAUAUCACUUCUGGAUGGUCGAAGGCUUAGUAAAGCCGCAAGAUAUCAGAGUCGGAGUAACAGCAUUAACUGUAGCAGAGCAAUAUCUAACAGAACUUGCAAGGAUGAGUAUGGUUGAGGUUGACGAAGAGGAUGCUCCAAGUGUUAGAAGGCUCAAAUUUUGCCGCGUUUCCAGAAUGAUGCGACAACUAUCUAUAUCAAAGGGUAACCAGAUAAAUUUCAGCCACAGGAUUGAUUCUUUGGUAGGUUCAGAUUCCACUUCAACAUAUUUAAGAAACAAAACAGGACGCUUGUUCGUGUGUCUAGAAAGGCUAGAGGAUAGCGGCAUUCUGGCCAAGAAACAGCACACUUGGAACCUUCAUAGCCUACAUAUCCAUGACGCACACAAGCAGCAAGCCAGGAGACCUGUACGGUUGUCGGGCAAGUUUGAUGUUGAGGAGUUAAGGUUGCUUAGACUUCUCGAUUUUGAUGGGGCUGAAAUUGGAUGGAACGAAAUAGCAGCUGAUGGGAGAUCAAUUAUUAGACGGAGUGAAUUACUGGAAGGGAUAUCCAAGCUAGUUCGCUUGAGGUAUCUGAGUUUUAAGAGAUGUAUUUUGAAUCAGUUACCAGUGGCCAUUAGUAAUUUGUUGUACUUACAAGUACUUGACUUGCGCGUGGAUAAUUCGAUUACUCAGCUGAUUUUGCCAAAUGUGCUGUGGAAGAUGAGAAAAAUGAAACAUCUAUAUCUUCCACGGAAGUUUCGAACGUACGCUGGAGACAAAUUGCGGUUGGAUGGCUUGACAGAGCUUGAGACCCUAGAGAACUUCAUCACAAGGGUAUGCAAUGUUACUGAUCUGCAGACAUUGACCGAACUUCAUAACCUAGCUGUGAAGAUUGACGGUGAUCUCACUGACCUACAGUUUAUCAACGAGCAUCUGAAACAAUCUUCAAACAAACAGAUCCAGUUGUCUGUUGAUGUCAGAAACUUUGACUGCUUUGUAGAUAACAGGCAUUCUGUUAUCAGGGAACUAUUGCAAUAUCGAGCUAUCCGAAUCUUUUGCAUUGAGGGGCAUAUCCGCGAGCUGCCACCAAAAAACAAAAUCUCCUCAAGUUUGACUAAGUUAGUCCUGAUUGGCUCCGAACUUGAGAAAGAUCCUAUGGAAAAGUUAUCUAAGCUUCCCAAUUUACGGGUUCUAGUCCUCGAUGAUAACGCUUUUGAAGGGACGGAUAUGGUUAGUCCUCCUUCUGGUUUUACUGAACUCAAACGUUUAGAAAUCUUGAAUUUGAUAUUUUUGGAGAGUUGGACUGUAGAAAACAAUUCUAUGCCAAAGCUUUCUAGCAUAAAAAUUGAAAAUUGCCCGAAAUUGAGGAUCCCAGAUGGCUUCAAGUUCCUCACUGCUCUCAAAAAGUUGGAGAUCGCAAAGAUGCCUAAAUCAUUUGCAGAUAUGCUCCGCGGGAUAGAUGGAAGACGAGAUGAAGACACAGACAUAGUAGAGUAUGUGAAGAUCACUUUUCCGAUAACUGAUGAGAUAACCAGAUCACAAGAUGAAGCCUCCACAUCAGAUGUGCAUACAGCUUAACAUUCCAUGCUGCUAUCAAUAAAAAAUGGUGAAAGACUCUCUCAUUGUUGAGUUGGUGGUAGAGAGUUGAAGUUGAUUCCUGCUGUUAAUGUUUUUGUUUUUUAAUGUUGCACCCGAGAUGAAGUUUGGUGAUUAUUUGUUAUUUGAAAACCUUGUCAUAUUUGUGUGUGUUUAUGUUUUCUGUGUGUUUAAUUUAUGAAGGGAUUAUGGUUCAUCA